Oncorhynchus masou masou (cherry salmon) is the source of this 5545-nucleotide messenger RNA. Its product is annotated as voltage-dependent L-type calcium channel subunit beta-2-like. NCBI's taxonomy places the organism in Eukaryota, Metazoa, Chordata, Actinopteri, Salmoniformes, Salmonidae. Gene Ontology annotation, molecular function: protein binding; voltage-gated calcium channel activity. Bases 1685 to 3901 code for a protein of 738 amino acids. Gene Ontology annotation, biological process: calcium ion transmembrane transport. The transcript is spliced from 13 exons. Gene Ontology annotation, cellular component: voltage-gated calcium channel complex. The record is from RefSeq and is a predicted model, not a curated record.
CAAGGUGGCUGUUUUCAUAAUUGACAUUUUAAUGGGGGCUAUCGAUGUAGUCGGAGCUUGAUUCCACAAAGCCUGGUUUCGGCUCCAUGUCGUUGGUGGAGUUCAUCAGAAACUUCCUUCACUAUUGAGUGCCAUUUAGUCCGCUAUAGUAGCCUAGGGGUUGGUGUUGAUCCACAGCUAAGCUGAGGUUUGUCUCCCAGCCAUGCUUUGAUUAAGUAAAUAUAUGGUCUUGACGUGUUAUUGUAUUACAUUGCAGUACACGGUAUAAUAGCCUUGGUUUUGAUCUACUGAAAGAGCAAAUUGCUGGAAGUAGCCUACAGGAAGCUGCACUAUUUCCACUUGCCUGUCUCUUUAUGAAUGUAGUGAAUUCAAUUCAGAAUUUUCAAAUGACUACUACUCUUAUAAAAAAGGUAGCAAAUAUAUGCACUAUAAAAUGGCAUUCAGCAUUGCCUAACUUCGCUGCAUAUUGAGUGCCUACGCCAAAAUGGGUAUUUUCGAGUAAAUAGACAUACAUACCCGGUUUCUAAGUAACCAACAGAAUAGCUUUAUUUUUAUAUUCAUCCUUUACAUGGCCUGUGGGAAUUUAAAAAAAGCAUAUUUGGGAUGGUUGGGUGUUUUUCAGUUGCUACUAGCAACAUGAGCACCUCAUCCCUGUAAUACAGCACUGUAUAUUCCCGAUAAGUCAAAUCAAAUUGUAUUUGUGAGAUGUGCCGAAUACAACAGUGAAAUGCUUACUUACAAGCCCUUAACCAACAAUGCAGUUUUAAGAAAGAUAAAUGUUAUGUAAAAAAUAGUAAAAAUAAGCAUAACAAAUAAUUAAAGAGCAACGGUAAAAUAACAGUAGCGAGGCUAUAUACAGGGGGUACCGGUACAGAGUCAUUGUGCAGGGGCACAGGUUAGUCGAGGUAAAUGAGGUAAUAUGUAAACUACUGUUCAAACAUUUGGGGUCACUUAGAAAUGUCCUUGUUUUUGUAAGAAAAGCAAUUUUUUUGUCCAUUAAAAUAACAUCAAAUUGAUCAGAAAUACAGUGUAGACAUUGUUAAUGUUGUAAAUGACUAUUGUAGCUGGAAACGACAGAUUUUUUUAAAUGGAAUAUAGGCGUACAGAGGCCCAUUUUCAGUAACCAUCACUCCUGUGUUCCAAUGGCACGUUGUGUUAGCUAAUCCAAGUUUAUAAUUUUAAAAGGCUAAUUGACCAUUAGAAAAACCCUUUGCAAUUAUGUUAGCACAGCUGAAAACUGUUGUUCUGAUUAAAGAAGCAGUAAAACUGGCCUUCUUUAGACUAGUUGAGUAUCUGGAGCAUCAGCAUUUGUGGGUUCGAUUACAGGCACAAAAUGGCCAGAAACAAAGAACAUUCUUCUGAAACUUGUCAGUCUAUUCUUGUUCUGAGAAAUGAAGGCUAUUCCAUGCGAGAAAUUGCCAAGAAACUGAAGAUCUCUUACAAUGCUGUGUACUACUCCCUUCACAGAACAGCGCAAACUGGCUCUAACCAGAAUAGAAAGAGGAGUGGGAGGCCCCGGUGCACAACUGGGCAAUAGGACAAGUCCAUUAGAGUGUCUAGUUUGAGAAACAGACGCCUCACAAGUCCUCAACUGGCUGCUUCAUUAAAUAGUACCCGCAAAACACCAGUCUCAACGUCACCAGAAUCUUUGCUCAUAGCACUCUAUUAACAAUGAAUUCCCAAUAUGUCUUGUUUUUCAGGUUCUACUGUGUUACCUGCUGAUAAUGGUCCUUUCAUGUUAUUCUUCUGUUUUCUCCUUCUGCUAAAGUCACAUGGAAAAGGAGCACGGAGAAAAGGCAGAUUCAAAGGAUCAGACGGCAGCACCUCUUCAGAUACAACAACCAACAGCUUUGUGCGACAGGGUUCGGCGGACUCCUACACCAGCCGUCCAUCAGACUCCGAUGUUUCCCUGGAGGAGGAUAAGGAGGCAGUGCGACGAGAGGCAGAGCGGCAGGCUCAGACACAGCUCGACAAGGCCAAGACUAAACCAGUUGCAUUUGCUGUCCGCACAAAUGUCAACUACUGCGCCACCAAUGAUGAUGGCGUCCCCGUGCCGGGCAUGGCCAUCUCCUUUGAGGCUAAAGACUUCCUCCACGUCAAAGAGAAAUUUAAUAAUGACUGGUGGAUAGGUCGUCUGGUGAAGGAAGGCUGUGAAAUCGGUUUCAUCCCCAGUCCUGUGAAGAUCGAGAACACUCGGGUACAACACGAGCAGAGAGCCAAACAGGGCAAGUUCCACUCCAGUAAAUCGGGAGCAAACUCCUCUACCAGUUUAGGUGAAGUGGUUCCUAACUCGCGGAAAUCCACCCCCCCUUCAUCUGCCGUUGACAUAGACGCCACAGGCUUAGACCCCGAGGACAAUGAGCUUCCAGUCCACCUUCGCUCCCCUAAAGUCAGUCAGCCAAACACUGUCAUGUCACCCACCCUAGCCAAAGACAAACGAAUGCCCUUCUUUAAGAAGACGGAACACAUUCCUCCAUACGACGUUGUGCCUUCCAUGCGACCUGUGGUCCUGGUUGGACCGUCACUGAAGGGCUACGAGGUGACAGAUAUGAUGCAAAAAGCACUGUUUGACUUUUUGAAACACAGAUUUGAGGGAAGAAUAUCAAUCACUCGAGUCACUGCAGACAUCUCUCUUGCCAAACGCUCUGUCCUCAACAACCCUAGUAAACACGCCAUCAUCGAGCGAUCCAACACACGCUCCAACCUUGUAGCUGAAGUGCAGAGUGAGAUAGAGCGUAUCUUUGAACUGGCCCGGACCUUACAGCUGGUGGUUCUGGACGCAGACACCAUCAACCACCCGGCCCAACUGGGCAAGACAUCCCUGGCUCCUAUCAUCGUCUACGUCAAGAUCUCCUCUCCUAAGGUUCUGCAGAGGCUCAUCAAGUCCAGAGGGAAGUCCCAGGCUAAGCACCUCAAUGUCCAGAUGGUUGCCGCAGACAAACUGGCCCAGUGCCCUGCCGAGAUGUUUGACAUCAUCCUGGAUGAGAACCAGCUGGAGGAUGCGUGUGAGCACAUGGCUGAUUACCUGGAGGCCUACUGGAAGAGCACCCACCCCGCCAGCUGCAACCCCCCCAACCCGCUGCUGGCCAAGCUGGCGACAGACGCCCUGCCCUCCAGCCCCGCUCCCGUCUCCAGUAUGCAGGGCAGCGGGGCAGAGGAGAAAGUAGGGGACAAGGCAGGACAAGGUGGGGAGAGGAAGGGCUCCAGAGAGGACCACCAGCACCACCAUCACCACCACAGCCAGCAUCAGAGCCAGGAGCAGCCAGAUGGGGAGGGGGAGGAGGAGAGGGAGGAGGAGGAGAGGCCCCUAAGGACAGAGUCUUCCAGGAGACCCCAGCACGUCCACCACCGCUCCUCCUCCCAGCGAACUGAGCAGCACCACAACCACCACCACCAUCAUCGUGGUGGUGGUGGCCGGGCCAAGGGUCUCUCCCGGGGGGAGACACAGGACUCAGAGACCCCCGAGAGCCGGGAGAGCAGAGAAAGCAGAGACUCAGCGUACAUAGAGCCCCUGUCUCAACUCCUACACCAGGAAGAGGAGGAUGAUUUUGGAGAGGAGUAUGAUGAGGAUGGGCUUGAAGAGGGGGGGCACCCCCAGCAGCAGCAGGGGCGCUACGAGGCCCAGCCCCAACCCAGGGACCAUCAUCAUCACCACCACCACCAUCACCGCGCUGGCGAGGAGGCGGGCCAUAGCACAAUAGGACACCACCGUUCUAAGGAGCGUAACGAGCAGGACCACAACGAGCGCAACAAGCAGCGCAGUCACCACCAUCAACGACCGGCCCGCGACCACCACCACCACCAGUACUAUGACCGCGACCGGGACAGGGAGGGGGAGGUUGCCCCCAAAAAGAGGGGUGACACAGAGGACUGGGCCAGAGACCCCUAUAUUCACCAGUGACAGCCUAGCCCCGAGACUCCAACCCCUCACACACUGAGACAGUGGAAGGACUCCCAUCUCUCUGAAACCGUUCUGUUGUCCCAUCUUGCUGCUACACCCGUUUAUGUAUGCUUCCUUUGUAAAGGCCGUUGCAUCCUUGGCAAUGGCAGUAUUUUUAUUAUAUAUAGUAAAUAAAUAUAUAUAUAUAUGUGUGUGUGUGUGUGUGUGUGUGUGUGUGUGUGUAUCGAUACAUAGACAUUUUCGUUUAUGUGUGGAUAUGCAUGGAUCUUCUCAAAUAUGCAUAUUUUAAACCUGUGUUUGAUGAAGCAUGACACAACAGCAGAAUUAUCUUCUGUACUGUACUGCUUUCUGUGACUAGCAUUUAAAAAUAUUUGUCAGGGUUUUUUUAUUUAUUUUUUGUAUGCUGCCACUUAAAAGAAGAAUUUGUUCAUUCAGACUACUGUUAGCAAUGACUGAGAAGUGGGAAACCAUGUAACUGGGUUAAAUGCUAUAUAUUUGCAAUUGUUUUUGUUUAAUUUAAUUGUUCCUGUUUUCUUGCUUGCGUUUAAAAAAAAAUCUGCAUUGUUCAUUUUCGGUGUUUGGUCCUCUGAUGUUGAUGCUGCCUCUCCAUUGGGGCACACCUUAGUCUGGCCUUACAAGACAAAAAGAAUAGUGACAUUACAGUACUGUUGUUCAAUUUAUAAAGGGUCCAGAAACAUUUUGUAACAUUGAUACACACUCUGUUCAGCACUUUUAGUACAAAAUACUGUAGACUGAAUCACAUUGUUGGUGUCAGGUGUACAACUAUUUUAUAUUUUAGAGUAGAGUUAUCGGGUCAAAUCAAUCCACUUUAUUCCAUGAUGGUAUGUCUUUUUAAGUGAAACCCUUUCUUAUGGACAGUUCCAUGCACUUAGUACAGUCCAAUUAGCUAUAAAUGUGCGUUGUGAGAUACCCCAAAAAUAUUUCCUUGAAUUAUAUUUAUUUUCGAUGUCUAAUUGAAAAUCAAUCACAACCACUGAGUGAAAUCAACUGGAUGCUAAAGGUUAGCCUUUCUGCUAGGCUAUGGUGCUCAAGAACAGUUGUAAUAACCUAGUUAUAACAUAGCUCCAGUCCAGGGCGUUACAUGUGGCUUUCUAACGCUGAGCCUCAGUGCCAGCAAGCCCCACAUAACGCACUGGACAAGAGCUAGUUAUAAAGUUAGCAUUGAAGAUGAGGUUAGGGUCCUUACUUGAGGAAAUGUGAUGUAGGUGAAUGUCUGAGUUAUAAGAAGUAGAUCCCUAGUGAGGUUUCUUAGUUCAGGCUGCCCUCUGUAAGGAGGUUAGGGGUAUGUGCCCCAAAUGUCACCCUGCUCCCUAUAUAUAGUGCACUACUUUUGACCAGGGCCCAUAGAGAUCUACUCAAAAGUAGUGCACUAUUUAGGGAAUAGGGUACAAUUUGAGAUGCAUCCGAGGUCACAUACUCUGGCCCUCUGUUUACAUUACCACCAACCAGCCAGUCCGCUAGAACAAUUUUCAGUUUUUGGUUUUAUUUUUGCCUAAAAUAUUAUGAUUAUCCAUUUAUAUGCUACUCUAGUAGCACUACACAUUUUUAAGAGUGUACAUAUGUAUGUACAUAUGUAUAAAUACAAAAAAAUAAACUUGGCAACAAAGAAUUGAUGUACAAGAA